CUGUAAGGUCUUGCUUAUCGCGCUCGCUGGCUUGUGCAGGUGGAGCAGACGUACAACUCGAUUCAAGAUGCAUCCAACAACCGUGGCGCGCAGCGCGCACAUGCCCACGGGCAACAAGUGGCUUGGCUGGUGGGGCGACUUUGGCGGUCCUAAGCAGCGAGGAGUGACACAAUACUCGCUUUCUCCUGUGCACACUUCGCCCACCCGAGGUGCCCUCAAGGACGCCAUCUUCUUUGGCUACCGCAGAGUGCUCGUGCAAGCGCCUUACUUCCUCAUUCCAUUCGCAGCUGGGUACGGCCUGAUUGCAUGGGCCAAGGAAAAGAACACCUGGUACAACUCCAAGGAGGGACACCUGGCCACUGGAGGCCACGAAGAGUAAAGCAACGUCUACGGGCUUAUCCAUUGCAACAAGGGUAUAGAUGUAUGGCAAGGAGAGCGUGAUUGCCUUUGCUGUCCCUCCUUGACUGCCUCGGCUCGAUGGCAAAUGUAGUAUUUGCAUGCAUAUGUUUCGUCACAAAGAUGGACCUGCC
Tilletiaria anomala UBC 951 is the source of this 530-nucleotide messenger RNA. Its product is annotated as putative ubiquinol-cytochrome c reductase complex 11 kDa protein. Gene Ontology annotation, biological process: mitochondrial electron transport, ubiquinol to cytochrome c. The coding region runs from base 68 to 379 and encodes 103 amino acids. The record is from RefSeq and is a predicted model, not a curated record. Lineage: Eukaryota; Fungi; Basidiomycota; Exobasidiomycetes; Georgefischeriales; Tilletiariaceae. The transcript has 4 exons.